AUGGCUGCUCAGUCCAAGACCUUCAUGGGGUCGGAAAUUAACUAUGGGCUAGUAGAUCUAGAAAUAGAAACAAUUGAGUCUUGGGCCUACAUUCUAAACGAUUGGUUCUCGCCAACAGUGAGAGAUGUGAGAGGGAUUCCGGUGAAGCACAAUAACGCGUCGUCUCCGGCUCCGAAGUUAGUUUCAAUUCCGGUCCAAUUUGUUGGGUCGGAGCGAAGCAGAUCCGAAUCGGCGUUGAAGAUCCAGAAGGUGUUUAGAGGAUUCCUGGUGAGGAAGAGCGUGAAGAAGAUUUCUGCGGUAAGGCGCGAGGUCGACGCUAUCGCAGAAAGGAUCUCGACGGAUGAGACUGUUGAGUUGAUGAAAAAGGAUUCGAAAGAGAGGUUGAAGGUAAACGAGACGCUGAUGAGUUUGCUGUUUAGGUUGGAUUCUAUUAGAGGCGUGGAUUCUGGAGUUAGGGAUUGCAGGAAGUCGGUGAUCAAGAAGGCGAUCGCGCUGCAGGAGAUGGUUGAUUCAAUCGUUGUCUCUGGUAAUCACUUCGAAUCUGGCAUUGAUGCUGUGGUUGACUCCGAUGACACCAAAAUCUCCGGUCAGGAUAAUUGGCAAGAAAGUGAAGCAGAUUCAAUUCAACCAAUAGAAGAGCAAGCUGAGGUUCCAGAUCUCGAGCAUUCUGGUUCCAAUUCUGCAUAUCAUUGUGUUGAUCAAGUGGCGGAGAAACAUAACGUGACUGAGGCAACGCAUGAUUCUUGUGAAGCUGAGCAAACCAAUUCGCCAUCCGCUAACGAAUGUGGAGAAGAAAGCGUGGGAACAAGCCAAACAGAGAGUCAAUCAGACUCCUCGGCUCUUCCUCAGAGUUUAAUCGAAGGAGGCGAAGAGGAAAACAUCAACACCACCUCUGUGAAGCAAGAAGAUCAAGAGGAAGUGAAAUUCAGCGGGAAUCUAGCAAGAGGGGGAGAGGAGAACAAUAGGAGUGAUCAGGAGCGUCUUCUGGGGAGAAUGUUGGAGGACAACGAGAAGAUGAUGGGAUUGAUGGCUGAGCUGUUUCAGAGGAACGAAAUGCAGACGCGGUUGCUUUGUUCGUUGUCGCGAAGGGUCGAACGGUUGGAGAGGGCUUUAACGUCAGGGCAAAAGAGGAAGAAGAAGAGAAACGCUAUUGGUGUGCCGUUUUGUACUUAUUUCUUGUUCUCUGUUUUUCUGUUGGAAAAGAAUCUCAAUUACUCCCAAUGCAAACUCUCUUACAAAUAUCAUAAUAAUUGGGCCUUGGAGCUGUUUGGGCUUCGGCUCGCAAAAAGGCUAGGGAGCCCAUACAAUGUCCGUGCCGCUUUUACGAUAACACCCCAUAGAAUCCCAAACAAUUUCAACGGUAUACCGUAUAUCCUUUCCUUCUCGAAUUUCCCGUCCUCUCCUCUCACAGACUCACGCACAUUAUAA
Tripterygium wilfordii is the source of this 1428-nucleotide messenger RNA. RefSeq lists its product as uncharacterized. Lineage: Eukaryota; Viridiplantae; Streptophyta; Magnoliopsida; Celastrales; Celastraceae. Gene Ontology annotation, cellular component: plasmodesma. The transcript has 3 exons. Gene Ontology annotation, molecular function: protein-folding chaperone binding. Gene Ontology annotation, biological process: protein folding. The coding region runs from base 1 to 1428 and encodes 475 amino acids. The record is from RefSeq and is a predicted model, not a curated record.